AUGCCCAGAGAAUUCUCAAGGGAGAAGCGAUCGCCUUCUGAUUCCACGGCGACCAGUAAACGAAAGUACCGCGAAGGCUCGGAAGACUCUCAACCAGCAAAGAAGAAGAAGAUCCACCCUCCCAAACAUGAACAUAACCACCCCUCCGUGAACGAGUUGAAGAAGCGCAUCCGAGAUGUCAAGCGUCUGCUCAACCGGGUCGACCUGCCAGCCGAUGCGCGCAUUGUCCAGGAGCGUGCGCUCGCAGGAUACGAGAAGGAUCUUGAGGACGAGUUGGCGAGACGCCAUCGGUCCCAGAUGAUCAAGAAGUAUCAUUUUGUUCGAUUCCUCGACCGAAAAGCCGCCUCAAAAGACCUCAAGCGUCUCCUCCGUCGCGAACAGGAAAUCUCCAAUUCCGAUCUCGACCCAGCAGCCAAGAAAGAGAAACUAGCUGCUCUCGCAGGGAAGAUACACGCCGCGCAUGUGAAUCACAAUUACACCAUCUACUACCCGCUUACGCAGAAAUACGUCGCGCUCUACGCAGAGCAGAAGAAGAAAAAGAAGGAGUCCACUGCACAAUCGGAGAAGCCGAAUGAGUCUGGCGCGGAAGUUGUCAGCAAACUCAUAUAUGACACGACGGGUGAGAGACCACCCAUGUGGCGUGUAGUCGAGAAGUGCAUGGAAGACGGGACGUUGGAUCUUCUCCGUGAAGGGAAAUUGGACGACGGUGAAGGCGAGAAGAGUUCACAAGCGUCCGAGCAGAAGAAGUCGAAGAAAAGCACGGAUGAGGAUCAACAUGCACGCAACAAGUCCAGUAAGGAUAAGGUCUCCGAUAAGGCUAGCGGAAAGUCGAGAAAAUUGGAGGGCAAGCAAGACAGGAAACCCAAACGGUCCGCGGCAAUGGAGAGCGCAUACCGGAGUGCUAAUGAGCACAAUGAUGAUAAUAAUGAGAGCGACGGUGGUUUCUUCGAGGAGUGA
This is a messenger RNA of Aspergillus viridinutans, 957 nucleotides long. RefSeq names its product Efg1 domain-containing protein. The record is from RefSeq and is a predicted model, not a curated record. Gene Ontology annotation, cellular component: nucleolus; preribosome, small subunit precursor. Gene Ontology annotation, biological process: maturation of SSU-rRNA from tricistronic rRNA transcript (SSU-rRNA, 5.8S rRNA, LSU-rRNA). The transcript has 2 exons. The coding region runs from base 1 to 957 and encodes 318 amino acids. Lineage: Eukaryota; Fungi; Ascomycota; Eurotiomycetes; Eurotiales; Aspergillaceae.